AUGCAGCCUCCCCCUCAGCCCAAGACCAAGCUCGGCCGCCCCCGCCAGCUCUCCCCUCUUGCUGGUGUCCAUGUGUCUCCGCUGUGCCUUGGAGGCAUGAGCAUCGGAGACAAGUGGGACCAGUUUGGUUUCGGAGAGAUGAACAAGGAGAGCUCGCUGAAGCUGCUCGAUGCGUUCUACGAGGCCGGCGGUAACUUUAUCGACACGGCUAACAACUACCAGAACGGGACGUCUGAGCAGUUCAUCGGAGAGUGGAUGGAGCAGCGCGGUAUCCGCGACCAGAUGGUCGUCGCCACAAAGUAUACGUCGCCGUUCGUGCUCGCUAACCCGGACAUCAAGCAAAAGACCUCGUAUGUGGGGAACAGUGUCAAGUCUAUGCACCUGUCCGUCGAAGCAUCCUUGAAGAACCUUCGUACCUCGUACAUUGACAUCCUCUACGUUCACUGGUGGGACUACAAGACCAGCAUCGAAGAGGUUGUAAACGGCCUGCACAACCUGGUCGUCGCUAGCAAAGUGCUGUACCUCGGAAUCUCCGAUGCACCGGCUUGGGUCGUCUCCCAAGCUAACACAUACGCCCGGCUCACCGGUAAGACGCCGUUCGUCAUCUACCAGGGGGCUUGGAGCGUUCUCCAGCGCGACUUCGAACGCGAGAUCAUCCCCAUGGUCCGCGCGCAGGGCAUGGCCCUCGCGCCCUGGAAUGUGCUUGCGGGCGGCAAGAUCCGCACGGAUGCGGAGGAAGCGCGUCGGCGCGAGACGGGCGAAAAAGGUCGCGCGACGUUUGUAACCGGCCUGAAGUGGGAACGUGAUGAGACGCAGAAGAAGGUCUCUGCGGUCCUCGAGACCGUGGCGAGCGAGGUCGGCGCGUCCAACAUCCAAGCUGUGGCGAUCGCGUACGUCAUGCAGAAGACCCCGUACGUCUUCCCCAUAAUCGGCGGCCGCAAAGUCGAGCACCUCCACGCAAACAUCGAGGCGCUCGACAUCGCGCUAACCCCGGAGCACAUCAAGCGGAUCGAGGGCGCGGUGCCCUUCGAGCUCGGUUUCCCGACGGCCUUUGUCGGCGAUGGAACGACUUACAGCCCGUGGGGCUUCCCGGCGGUUGCUCAUGUUGAUCAAUGGCCCCUGCCUGAGGCCAUCCGCCCUAAGUCUGCCCUCUAG
This is a messenger RNA of Trametes versicolor FP-101664 SS1, 1155 nucleotides long. Its product is annotated as Aldo/keto reductase. The record is from RefSeq and is a predicted model, not a curated record. NCBI's taxonomy places the organism in Eukaryota, Fungi, Basidiomycota, Agaricomycetes, Polyporales, Polyporaceae. The transcript has 7 exons. Bases 1 to 1155 code for a protein of 384 amino acids.